Cylicostephanus goldi is the source of this 246-nucleotide messenger RNA. NCBI's taxonomy places the organism in Eukaryota, Metazoa, Nematoda, Chromadorea, Rhabditida, Strongylidae. The record is from the annotation of a GenBank genome assembly.
AUGUGGUUGUUUGCUAGUACAACAUGCGGAAAUAUCUUAUCGCGUAUUGACAGCUAUACGGGCUCUGUCUUGUUGAGCGCUACCAUAGUAUUGGAUAUCAUCAGUGUUACUAAACUUAAGGGAAAUCAGUGUUAUUCAACCAGUGCCCCAUACGUUUUCGAAGAAAUUUUUCGAAACUUCGCUGGUUUUAUUAAAAUCUUUGAUAACUAUAAGAACGACACUGCAAUUGAUACGAGAUUUGACUGA